CUGAGUUUAGUCUCGGCUAAUUCCAGGGCAACUGGCCCAAAUAGAAAAAACUAACCACAACAAACUUCCCUUGUGUUUCUAAUGUCGAAUUCUGCCGCCGAUGAAACCGCCAAAAUUCUGUUCCAAUUUCAAUAGUUCACCGGAAACUGCCCAAGAAGUGCUUCGUUCUUCACUACUUAAAGCUCUCUCUUCUGCCAAAAACACUUCCCAGCUUCGCGCUCUUCAUUCCUGGAUCAUCAUUUCAGGAUUGGGCCUCUCCGUCGUUUUUUCUGGCAAACUCAUAAGCAAAUACGCUCAGCUUAAAGACCCGAUUUCUUCUGUUUCAGUUUUUCGCACUGUUUCUCCAACUCGCAAUGUCUAUCAAUGGAAUUCGAUUAUACGUGCUCUCACUCGCAACGGUCUCUUCACACAAGCACUUGGAUAUUACACUGAGAUGCGUGAAACAAAGCUCCAACCCGAUGCUUAUACUUUUCCUUCUGUUAUCAAUUCAUGUGCCCGGCUUUUGGACUUGAAAAUGGGUCGCGUUGUUCAUGAACAUGUCGAGGAAAUGGGGUUUGAAUCGGAUCUGUAUAUUGGCAACGCAUUGAUUGAUAUGUAUUGUAGAUUUGGAGAUCUUGAGAAGGCACGCUAUAUGUUUGAUGAAAUGUCUGACCGAGAUAGCGUAUCAUGGAAUAGUCUAAUUUCAGGGUAUUGUUCGAAUGGGUUUUGGGAGGAGGCUCUUGACAUGUAUCACAAGUCCAGAAUGAGUGGGAUAGUGCCUGAUUGUUUCACUAUGUCCAGUGUUCUACUCGCAUGUGGAAGCUUAACUGCCGUUGAAGAAGGUCUGAAGAUUCAUGGGGUGAUUGAGAAGAUUGGAAUUGGUGGCGAUAUUGUGACCGGUAAUGGACUUCUUUCCAUGUAUUUCAAGUUCGAGAGACCGAGAGAAACAGGUCGGGUUUUUGCCGAGAUGGCUGCAAAGGACUCAGUUACUUGGAAUACCAUGAUUUGUGGAUACUCCCAACUGGGGUGGCACGAAGAAUCCGUGAAGCUAUUUAUGGCGAUGAAAGAUGAAUUCGCUCCGGAUGUGUUGUCGGUUACAUCGACCAUUCGCGCCUGUGGGCACUUGGGAGAUCUGAGGAUUGGAAAGUAUGUUCAUAAGUACUUAAUUGGGAGAGGGAAGUCUUUGACACAAUGAACUGCAAGGAUUCUGUGACAUGGAACUCAUUAAUCAACGGCUACAUUCAAAGGGUCUAUUACAAAGAGG
Cucurbita maxima (winter squash) is the source of this 1243-nucleotide messenger RNA. Its product is annotated as pentatricopeptide repeat-containing protein At3g03580-like. The coding region runs from base 101 to 1174 and encodes 357 amino acids. The transcript has 2 exons. The record is from RefSeq and is a predicted model, not a curated record. NCBI's taxonomy places the organism in Eukaryota, Viridiplantae, Streptophyta, Magnoliopsida, Cucurbitales, Cucurbitaceae. Gene Ontology annotation, biological process: RNA modification. Gene Ontology annotation, molecular function: protein binding; RNA binding.